Messenger RNA from Oreochromis niloticus (Nile tilapia), 3229 nucleotides. Its product is annotated as GTPase IMAP family member 8-like. The transcript has 5 exons. NCBI's taxonomy places the organism in Eukaryota, Metazoa, Chordata, Actinopteri, Cichliformes, Cichlidae. The record is from RefSeq and is a predicted model, not a curated record. Bases 1112 to 2158 code for a protein of 348 amino acids.
CUUAGUUUUCCUGGAUCACUGCACACUUACAACAUCACAUCAGUUCUGUCAAAAGGAGGUAGGAGGGAUUUGUUAAGGUAGGGAGUUAAAUAGUAGCUCAGAUCUCAGAUAAAGCAGACCUGAGGAAAGGAACACAAGCUCAGAUGGAGGAGACAGCAGCUGACACCAAGCUUCGUUCCGCUCCUGUCUCUCAUUCCCCGUCAGCCCUCAUUGUCACGAACACUGUGUAUGGUCCCUUGUGUCCUCUCCAGAAGGAGGUCCUUGUCAUUCAUCGCUGGUUUUUGUGUUUGUUUUUGUUAAUGUUGUUUUCUUUUUUUUACUGGUUCAGCCUGCAUCCCACAUUUGGGUCCUCACCUCUACAUUCCACACACCUGUUGUGACCUGCAUUUAGUUUAUGGUGUCAGAUUUGUCACAGAUUCAUUUCACUAAACAGAGUCAUAAAUACAGGAUUCUAAACAUUACUAUGUAGUAUUUUCUAUGUAAAGAUUUAGUACAAUAAUGGCAUCCUGUGUAAAUAACAAAGUCACACCAACCUGGUAUGUGUUGUAGUUCAAGUUUCUCUGUUCAGUGUUUGGAUAACCAGUUUUGGCCUUUUUACACAAAGAAAGAAACAUAAUCUUUGCAGGAUGCAGAGUAAAUGUGAGUUUACACCUAAUGUUUUAGUCUGAACCCUGAAUUUAGAAAGUGAUUAAGGGCAAUGAUGUGGGCGUUUGUUGUGUUUGUCUCAAGUCCCAACCUGUCUGGCUGUCUGUAAAUAAAACACACCUAACUGUUUUAGUUUGAAAUCCUAUUGUGAUAUGAGUGGUUCUAGAUUUUUAUCAUUUCAUAUUUAAGUAAUUAUUAUUUUUUCAUUCAACUAAGCAUUUAUUAAAUAUACUUGAACCUCUCUUUUUCAUUUGAGAUUAAAAUGUUUUGACUGAAUGUUUUGCCCUGUAAUAGAAGAACAGAUUAGCUCUUUAGUGUCAUUGUACAUGUACAAUGACAAUUAUGGAAAAACACACUGUAACUCUGACCAAAAGAAUUUGAUACCUUUUCUUAGUGCAAUCCAGCGAAUGAUGCUCAUGAAGCUCAACAACCAGAAGAGGAUGAGGAAAAGGGCAAGACUAAAAUUAUGUCUGAAUCAACUGCAGAUAAAGACAAAGAGCUGCCUGAGCUCACAAUUGUGUUACUUGGUGACACAAAUUCUACGGAGAUUGGGCCAAACAACAUUUUACUUGACCAUGAAGAGAACUCCAAUGUGGAUCAGUUUUCAUCCAAGUUGUAUGAUAUAUGUGGUCGGCAGAUCUCUGUUAUUAAUAUGAUCGGUCUCCAAAACGUUGAUGAAAUCCCAUCAAAUCAGGCAUUUCAUGUCUUUCUCUUACUGGUACCAUAUGGUCUGCAUAGCAGCCUUUACUGCUCAGGGAUUCAGUGGCUAAAAAAGGCGUUUGGAGAAGGAUUUCUUCCUUAUGUAAUGACUGUUGUGACUCAUGAGCCAGGUGAAAACUGUGAAAGUGCACUGGCAGACCUGAAAGCUAACAGCGGUUUUACUGAAAAAAGAUUCCACACAUGUACAAGAAAUAUGACAGAUGAAGAUGAGAUAAUAGCUUUGUUAGAGAAAAUAGACAUUAUGGUCUCUGAAAACAAUCCCCACUGCUACAGUGGACUGAUGUGUGAUGAAGACAAAGAGGGGGAAGAUCAUCUGGAGCCAAACAAAAAAGAGGAUGAGAUCAGAUCUUCAGGUUUUCAGCAAAAACAAAAAGAACUAGCCUCUGCUCUUCGACAGUCGGCCUCUGCUGUUGGACGAUCAGCAUCUGCUGUUGGACAGUCAGCCUCUGCUUGUUGGACAGUCGGCCGCUGUUUUUGGACGGUUGGCCGAUGCAGUUGGGCAUUUGGUCGCUGCGGUUGGAAGGUUGGCCGCUGCGGUUGGACGGUUGGCCGUUGUUUUUGGACAGUCAGCCGUUGUGGUCGUGCGAUGAACUGCUGCCUUUGGUUGGCCACCCGCUGCUGCUGGGUGGUCGGCCACUGUGGCUGCGCAUUCAGCCGCUGCUUUUGGAAUUUCAGGCACUGGUUUUGGGCAGUCAGCCGCUGCUACUGGAAGGUCAUCCGUGGAUGCUGGAAGGUCAUUCGCUGGUGUUGGAUGGUCAGGCAGCAUUGUUGGGACUGUAUGCCACUGCUCUAAUAUCUUGUUUAUAUUUUAAAGACCAGAUUUCCAAAUUUCCAAAUGCAGAAUUUGCUUUAAACAGACUAAAUUGUUCCUGUUUUGAUCUAGAUUUUGUAUUAUAUAUGAUGUGCUAUUGUGUCCACCCAGUAGUAAUCUAUCCCAGUUGAAUUUUUGUGGAUUUUCAUUGUGUGUUUAUGUUCAUUUGUCAUAAUGUCUGCUUCCUUGUUGCCCAGGUCACUCUGGAAACUAACAUUUUAAAUCUCAGGGAAAUUUUUAUCAAAAGAAAUCAUUCAAAUUAACCAAUGGGCAGAAAUUACAACUGCGAUAAUGAUGACUAGCUCCCCUAUUUCUCUGGAAAGUUUUUUUCCUAAUAUCAUCACUUUAAUUAUGUAAAUUUCCCCCUGAGACUCAGCCUAUUCAUUAUGUCCUCUGUAGUUGACACAGAUAAACAGAAAGGUGCGUUUUUUCCCUCAGUUCUUAAGAGGUUAAUAAUGUUAAAUGAUAUACAAACACCAAAAGAUUUUGGUUUAAUCAAAUAUAUAAAACAAUACAUUUGUAGAUUUGGAAAUAAAUGUGCGUCAUUGAGUGCUGUAGUUCGCUAACUCCUUUACUUUGCAGUCUCUAAACAAAGGAUGUGUGAGACUAUAUUUAAAUAACGCCAUAUGUGAUUUCAGUCAGUAGAGGGCACUGUUUACUGUUAACUUACUUGUAGUGGCUCAGCAUACAGACAACUAAUAUUAUACAAUCAUGAGUUAAUUUACAACAGCAAGAUGCACUCCAACAACACAAACCUUCACCAAGGCAACUCACUGUCGGGGCAGUACAUACUAUUAAGGGAAUAGUGCUGUAUUUUGUAUAUUUUCAUUUUGUUUUCUUUGAUUUUUUGAAACCUUUUUCAUGUGAAUAUAGUACAUGCAUGAUAUUUAUUUCAUUCUUUAAUAAAAUUCAUUUAAAUGUUUAAUAAUAAAUAUUAAAAGUAUGCAUGAGAAUUCUACAUGUAUUCAAACGGUUAUGUAUCUAAACACUUAUAAUCUGUUACUGUUGUGUACAUAACAAAGUCAUAAUAAAAAUAAAUGUUACCAAAACAAA